CAGCUGCUGUUGCCGCUGCUGCUGCUCUGGCCGAGGCUUCAGUUGGAAGCAAGAUGCCACAGUGGCUGGUCAUCGGCAUCUCGGGUGUCACCUGCGGCGGCAAGACGACGCUGGCGAAAAGUUUGCGCGACUAUUUCAAGGGUUUGCGCAACGCCCCACUGUGGAACACACCGUAUACCAUUGGCGAGGUGCAGCUCAUUUCGCAGGACGACUACUUUCUGCCCGUCGACGAUAGACGCCAUAAGCGCGUCGAGAAACUGAAUGCCAUCAACUUUGAGCUAAUCACCUCGCUGGACACCAAGCAAAUGCUGGCCGACAUAGCGCACAUCAUCAACGGGCCCACGGAACAGAUCGCUGCCUACGCCAACUUCGAGCACUACGCGCUGCAGUACCAGCAGCAGCAACAGUUGCAGCAGCAGCAGCAACAGUUGCAGCAGCAGCAGCAGCAAUAUAAUGCGGCAUAUUAUCAGCUGCACAAUGGCAAACAAUUGCCUCCGGCUGUCUAUCAAUAUCAGCCGCAGCGACAGCCACAGCAGCAACAGUUGCAGGCGCAGCAGCAGCAACAGUUGCUGGCGCAGCCUCAUCACCGGCAGCAGCAGCAGGCGGAUCAUCUGAUGCGUCUCAAUAUCAAUGCACAGAUUGCCGCCCAGCUGCGCGAUAAGAAAAUCAACGUGCUGCUAAUUGAGGGCUUCAUGAUCUUCAAUCAGCCCGAGCUGCUGGCGCUCUGCAAUCUCAAAUAUCACUUCCAUUUGCCGUACGAGAAGUGCUAUCAGCGUCGCAUCCAGCGGACUUACGAUCCGCCCGAUGUUACCGGCUAUUUUGAGCUGUGCGUUUGGCCCUACUACGAGAAGAACUAUGCCGAGUAUCGGGAUUGCAAGGAUAUUACCUUUCUCAAUGGCGAGAUUAGCAAGGAGAAGAUCUUCAAGUUUGUGCUGCAGCGUAUUGUACACUAUUUCGAGGAGCGUUGCGAUGUGCCCACCGUCGCCGUCGCGGCAGCAGCUGCUGCUGCCACAUCUCCGAUUGCCUGUCCGCCGCACCAGAAGCGAUUCGGCAUGCUCUACAUGGCGGCGGCCACGGGGGCGACAGCGGCGGCGACGUGUCCCAUGGAACAGUAGCCAAAAGGAAACUAACCUAGAUAUAAAAACCAUGUACAUUUAAAUCCUAGUUGAACCCUGGAAUUAUGCAUCCUUCACUAAUCUUAAGCUAGCUUAAAAUGCGACACAUUCUCUCUAGAGUCUAGAAAAUAAAUCUGGUUCAGGAAUACAUUUAGCUGUGCUAACUAUAUAAACUAUAUAUAUAGAAAGAAGGAUAACAAAAUCACAUGAAUGAAAUUCAAUAUAUAUUAGCAUUAAAUAUAUUAGACCCUAAAAGAAAUAUUUAAGUCGGCGGUUUGGAAAGCGUAUUAACCAAAUGUAAAUAUUAUCUGUAUAAACUAUAAACUAUAGUUAUUUUUUUUCUUGUGCGAAGCAAAACACACCGAAUUAAAGUAUACACUAAACGCCUGGACGAAAAGAGCCGAAACCACA
Drosophila montana is the source of this 1526-nucleotide messenger RNA. RefSeq lists its product as uncharacterized. Lineage: Eukaryota; Metazoa; Arthropoda; Insecta; Diptera; Drosophilidae. Gene Ontology annotation, cellular component: cytoplasm. The transcript has a single exon. Bases 54 to 1115 code for a protein of 353 amino acids. The record is from RefSeq and is a predicted model, not a curated record. Gene Ontology annotation, molecular function: ribosylnicotinamide kinase activity.